Puccinia graminis f. sp. tritici CRL 75-36-700-3 is the source of this 303-nucleotide messenger RNA. RefSeq lists its product as uncharacterized. The coding region runs from base 1 to 303 and encodes 100 amino acids. Lineage: Eukaryota; Fungi; Basidiomycota; Pucciniomycetes; Pucciniales; Pucciniaceae. The transcript has a single exon. The record is from RefSeq and is a predicted model, not a curated record.
AUGACCCUCCUUGGACUGUCUGGAGGAAGCAUGUUGACGACCAACCAGGGAGGCCGACCGAAAGAUUCUGCGAGCACUUGUGAGCCCGAGACACUUCAAUCCUGGACUUGCGGCCCCCACGAAAGUCGGUUGCACGAAAGUCGGUUGACAGCCGGCUCGCUCUUACUUGGUUUUAAAUUUGCAGCUAUUAAUUCCUUCGUGGCAAUGAGAGCAGAAGGAGGAAGCAACCCGACCAAUCGAUCACUGGAAACUGCGCCGUCCAUGACGCUGGCCAUCACGUCAAGCAUUCAAGCAUCUUUGUAA